Cloeon dipterum is the source of this 1628-nucleotide messenger RNA. Its product is annotated as sodium/hydrogen exchanger 9B2-like. Gene Ontology annotation, biological process: proton transmembrane transport. The transcript has 8 exons. Gene Ontology annotation, molecular function: antiporter activity. Gene Ontology annotation, cellular component: membrane. The coding region runs from base 168 to 1622 and encodes 484 amino acids. NCBI's taxonomy places the organism in Eukaryota, Metazoa, Arthropoda, Insecta, Ephemeroptera, Baetidae. The record is from RefSeq and is a predicted model, not a curated record.
UAUGUUGCUUUAAUAUGGGACCUAGCAUAAGAUCUUAUCAAUGACCUUAUCAGCCGCCUGCAAUAAAACUGCGGGUGUCAUUUAGCAGGACACUUUUAUUCUCACAGUCACUGCACACCAUCAGCACAAAAAUUUAUUCAAAUUAUUGAGUUUAGAGUCUUGGAUAAAUGGCAAAACGAAACAGAUCGUUCCUACCAGGCCGACAGAAAGUGGCUAGAUUCACAGCGUUGUGCUUGCUAGUAAUAUUUGCCUGGUGUUCUGCUCUUCUUCUAAUAGGAUCCGACGCCUUGCCACCAAAUGGGCAAUUAUGGCAACUGAUCCUUUUGUCUGUGGUUGCAAAAGCAUUUGGCUGGCUCGUUACGCAAUUUCGACUACCUGGGCUGCUUGGAAUGCUGCUGGCAGGAAUACUCCUCCAGUGCGUUGGAUUUGUCUCGAUCGAGGGAAAAUAUUUAGGAUUAAUCCGCAUUAUCAGGAAGGCUUCCUUAGUGGUGAUUAUGAUGAGGGCGGGUCUGGAUUUGGAUCCAAAAUCGGUGCAAAAGUUGAAGUUUUCGAUUAUGACCCUUGGUUGGAUGCCGUGGGCCGUGGAAAUGUGCUGCGUUGCCGCAAUGAGUUGGUGGCUGUUUGAGCUCUCGUGGUCUUGGGCUUUUCUGCUUGGGGCAGUUGAAGCUGCCGUUUCCCCAGCUGUUGUGGUACCAAAUUUAAUUUUGCUCCGAGAAAGAGGGUUUGGAGUAGCGAAAGGAGUCCCAACCCUCGUGCUUGCGGUCACUGGCAUUGAAGACGCGAUUUCUAUUUCAGCUUUUGGUGUUAUCAGCAGUCUAAUACUCAUUACAAGUCCUGUUGUGUAUUCCAUUAUAAAAGGGCCUUUAUCAGUUAUUGUUGGUAUCAUAUCAGGAUGUGUUACUGGGCUGCUCUUCAAAUUUGCACCUGACAAGGAUGACCCGUAUGCAAUUUCGAUUCGAAUUUUUCUGCUGCUUCUAAGCGGUUUUUUGAUGAUUUUGGGAUUCGACUUUGUCGAGCUACCUGGUGCCGGUCCACUGGCCGUGAUCAUAGCCGCUUUCAUGGCAGGUGCCACUUUUGCCAACCAAGGUUGGCCCGUGGGUCAAAAUCAGGUCGCUCUAACCUUCGGAGUGCUCUGGAAAUUCUUUGAGCCCAUAGUGUUCGGACUGGUGGGCGCUCAAAUUGAAAUAUUUGAAUUGCCGCUACAAAUGGUUGGUUUGGCAGCAGCUUGUAUUUCAGCUUCAGCAAUAGUAAGACUGAUAACGACACUCAUUCUUCUGACUGGAAGUGGAUUCAACGUAAAAGAAAAAGUUUUCAUAUCAAUGGCAUGGAUGGCGAAAGCCACUAUACAGGCUGUGCUUGGACCAGCAGUGGUUGACAUGGUUCGAGACUCAGAUGACUUAAUCCUACACGAAUCGGCGGAUAUUGUAUUCAAUGUUUGCGUCACCUCAAUUUUGCUGACUGCGCCAAUCGGCGCGAUAUUGAUUGCGGUGACAGGCCCUAAACUUCUGAGUAGGGGAACUGGAACGUCGCUCGAAAGAAGGAGAGUAGUUGUUCGACGGCAGAGUAGUGAAUUUACAAAUUUUAUUAAAUCUGAUAAUAGUAUCAUGUCCUCUAGUCUGUAAAAAAGC